Maylandia zebra (zebra mbuna) is the source of this 5999-nucleotide messenger RNA. RefSeq names its product cyclin dependent kinase 13 (gene cdk13). Gene Ontology annotation, cellular component: cyclin/CDK positive transcription elongation factor complex; nucleus. The record is from RefSeq and is a predicted model, not a curated record. Gene Ontology annotation, biological process: protein phosphorylation; positive regulation of transcription elongation by RNA polymerase II. NCBI's taxonomy places the organism in Eukaryota, Metazoa, Chordata, Actinopteri, Cichliformes, Cichlidae. Gene Ontology annotation, molecular function: ATP binding; cyclin binding; RNA polymerase II CTD heptapeptide repeat kinase activity.
GACGCACAAGGCCUGUAGUUUGAAAGCAGCCUGGGCCCGGAUGAGCUGUACCGUUAGCUGUACUGGGAACAAAGUUAUAUUAAUAUAAACACAUUCAGAGAUUUUUUUGAGCUAUUUAACGCAGAGGUUUUGCUACUUUCGGGGAAUGCUGCAAUCAGCUGAGGUAGCAGUCCAGCAAGAUACGUGGACGCAGGCGUGUUUUUGAAUGGCAUUGUUUUCUUGCAUGUUGACUGAGUUGUCUUGAACUCCACACAAGGAGAAGCUAGCUGGCUAAGUUGCUAGCGGCUAGCUGGUUAGCCGCGGACUAUCCGGCCAACUCGCGUGCUGUUCACUUCCUUGUUGCACACCGGAGUGUGAUGGAGGGCAAGAAGUUUGUGAGAAGGAGACGGAGUUGACUACUUACAUUUUAACACUAUUCGGUAAAUGGAUUUACAUGCUCGCACAGACGAUAACGUUUUAGAAAAAGUGGAUCUUAAAUUUAGAGAGGCUUUAGGCCUGUGCUUUUACCAUGAAACGGAAUGCGACUGUGUAGCCGAGUACAGUUAGCCAGUUAAUACUAGCUGGCUAAACCGACUAGCAUUAGCUGAUAAAUCUGGGAGAUGUCCGUCCUGGAACACAAUGGUUGAGUAUCGUAUGGCUCUGUAACCAAGAAUCAUUUUGUGAAUUUGAUAUGAGCCGGAGUGUGCUGGCACUAAGUGUCAUUAAUUUCCCUCUGAACUAACUCACUUUAUCUUCAAUCUGAACUGUACUAGCUUUGUAAUGCUAACGUUAAGCUAGCUAGCUGGCUGGCUGUCUACCUGUGAUUUUGCUGUUACGUUAGCUGACUAGCCUGUCACCAUAGCUAGCCCAAUGUUUUGUUCCACGACACACCAAGGGACAUAGCUUUGGUAAAUUAGAGAAUAUAUUAUUCUUAGCGUGGUGGUAGCAUUUAUUUGGGAGAUAAAUGCCUAAUUCGGAGGUGCUUCGCGAGGGUCGGGGACGGAGCCCCUCUGCACAGAGAAAUGCUAGCAGGCAGGACAGGCGUAGCAAACCGGGGAGCGGUGCCGCUCAGCGAGACAGGCACCGUGAGAAGAGGCGCUCAUCGGCUUCUAGAAGAAAGAAACGCAGGCAACCCAAGGAAAGAGGCUUGUGGCAUACCGGUACAAUAGAGGACCCUGACAAUGAUCGAAGAAGUGCUUUUGAGAAAGAUGUUGAACUUCGGACACUGGUGGAGUACGAUGACGUGAGCUCCCAGUCAGAGCGUUUUUCUGGGAGCCCGUCUCCUAAACUUGACCCCCAUGCUGAGAGUCUCACAGCGGACCGACUUAGCGAUGUUGACUAUAAUGGACCAGCAUCCCCAGACAGAAGUCACCCCAGAGAGCGGGAGGCAGUAAGCCUCAGCAAGGACGAGAAAACAAGAGGACCACCUGAGAGAAGCAGGCAAGAGAAGGAGCUAAGUAAGAAAAAAGACCGUCACAGUCGGGAGAGGGACUCCUCAAAAGCCAGGAGUGGAGGAAGCCUGAGUGGCUCUAAAAAUCACAGAGACACUACAAGGAGCAGUGACAGGAAUGGCAAAAGGACAUCUACAUCCCAGUCCUCACAAUCUGCUGAUAAAAGGGAUUCAAAAAGGCACAGAAGUAAAACAAGAUCUGAUAAAGAGCCCCCAUCUGCAUACAGAGAUGCUCCACAGUCUUACAGAGAUGAUCGUGAGGACCUCAGGGCAUACAGGAGAAGUCCUGGUUUUAAAUCAGAAAGUCCCUAUGGGACAUCAUAUUCAUAUAACUACCAGUCUCCUGGCGGUUAUAACCAGCUGAUAUCUAGAAGAAGUCCAACUUAUGCGAGCAAAAGACUUUCUCCCAGUUCCACAUAUUACAGCCGAGAUGCAGACAUGUAUGGGUCGUACGGUGCCCCCAAGUCACCCAGUUCAUACUCGAGCAACAAAAGGAAGAGAUCACCUGUGAGCCCAGUGAACUGGCGCAGGUCUCCGAGUUACGGUCGGCACAGUCCUUAUGAACAAGGAGAGUUUGGCUCAAGUCCUUAUGGUAACCGGAGGCGAUCACGGAGUCCAUAUAGGAAGUCCUUGAGCCCAAGUCCUGAUGUCAGGCGAUCUGCUAGGUCACGCAGUAGAAGUCCAUAUUCAACUUCAAGGCAUUCACGUUCUCGCAGCCGACACCGCCACUCUCGUUCCCGUAGUCGGCCAUCUAGUCUUUCACCAAGCACGCUCACCUUCAAAACUAGCCUUGCUGCUGAACUCAGUAAGCAGAAAAAGGCUAAAGCUGCAGAAGCAGCUGCUAAGGCCAAGAAUUCGAGCAAUACAUCGACUCCCACCAAGGGUUCCUCGUCCGCUCAUCAGCCCAGCCCUAAAUCGAAUCACAACUCCAGAAAGGGUCGCCCUCCUUCUCCACCUCAACCGGAGAAGGGACCCCGAACUCCCACAUCAACCCAGCCUCAGUCACCCUCAGAGAGGUCAUCCAAGAAGACAACAGAGCACCAGACCAGCAGGGACAGGGAUGUAAAGGGCAAGGAUGACUCUAUACAUCGGGACAAGAGGAAAGCACCAGCCUCUGGACAAGGCAAAGAAAAGGAACGUACCACAGGUCAAGCCAUGUCUACCCUCCCAUUGCUGCCAUUGCCCCAAACAGUUAUUGAGCACAUGGACAAAGGAGAAAGCUUGAAAGACAGCUCACUCUCAGGGAAGAAAAAGUCAGAGAAAAAGGCUCGUCAGCUUUUAACAGACUUGCCUCUGCCCCCUGAACUUCCUGGAAGCACAGAUUCUACCCAGAGCCCAUCUGAUGACAAGAAGUCCCAAACAAUUCGCCGAAGACCUAAAAUCUGUGGUCCGAGAUAUGGUGAAAUUAAGGAAAUUGCCAUAGACUGGGGAAAACGUUGUGUUGACAAGUUCGAGAUCAUUGGAAUCACAGGGGAAGGAACCUACGGUCAAGUGUACAAAGCUAAAGAUAAAGACACCGCUGAAAUGGUGGCAUUGAAGAAGGUUCGACUUGACAAUGAAAAGGAAGGCUUCCCAAUUACAGCCAUCAGAGAGAUUAAAAUUUUACGUCAACUGAACCAUAAAAGUAUUAUCAACAUGAAGGAGAUUGUCACAGACAAAGAGGAUGCUCUAGACUUCAAGAAUGAUAAAGGUGCUUUUUAUCUUGUAUUUGAGUACAUGGAUCACGACCUGAUGGGUUUGCUUGAGUCUGGUCUCGUUCAUUUUAAUGAGAGCCACAUAAAGUCUUUCAUGCGACAGUUGCUGGAGGGACUCGAUUACUGCCACAAGAAGAACUUUCUUCAUAGAGACAUUAAGUGCUCCAAUAUUCUGCUCAAUAACAAAGGUCAAAUAAAGCUUGCAGACUUUGGUCUUGCUCGGCUGUAUAACUCUGAAGAGAGUCGACCAUAUACCAAUAAAGUGAUCACACUAUGGUACCGUCCCCCAGAGUUACUUCUGGGAGAAGAGAGGUACACACCUGCUAUUGAUGUAUGGAGCUGUGGAUGCAUUCUUGGUGAGCUGUUCACAAAGAAGCCAAUCUUUCAAGCUAACCAGGAGCUUGCCCAGUUAGAGCUUAUUAGCCGCAUAUGUGGCAGCCCCUGUCCUGCAGUCUGGCCAGAUGUCAUAAAGCUUCCCUUCUUCAACACCAUGAAACCAAAGAAGCAGUACCGGCGACGACUACGAGAGGAGUUUGCUUUCAUCCCUCCAGCUGCCCUCGAUCUUUUUGACCACAUGCUCAAUCUGGACCCCAGCAAACGCUGCACAGCUGAACAGGCGUUGGGCAGCGAGUUUCUCAAGGAUGUAGAUCCAGACAAGAUGCCUCCACCAGAUCUCCCACUUUGGCAGGACUGUCAUGAGCUGUGGAGUAAGAAACGCAGGCGACAGAAGCAGAUGCCGGAAGAACUGGCAGCUCCAAAGGCACCCCGCAAAGAGCUGGGCCUUGAUGACAGUCGCAGUAACACGCCGCAGGGUUUGUCUGCCCCCGGAGCCAUCAAAGCCCAGAAUGCAGCUGCUUCUGCUCUGCUAGACCCAAAGGGAGCAAACUCACAGUUAACCCAGGAACAGCUGGCAGUUCUCCUGAACUUCUUAGGGCAGCCAAAGAGUGCAGUCAGCACAGCCCAGUUUGUCCAGUCCAUGAGCUCAAAGGUCAACCAAGAGACAUUACAGCAGCUCUCUAAAGCCUUAGCUCCCACUGACCCAGCUGAGCCUCCUCUUCAGCCUGCAACUGCCAAGCCUCCCCCACCCACAGCCCCAGCAGGAGUACCCCGUACUCCUCCAAUGCCCAAACCUCCUUCGCCCCCGAUGUCUGCUCCGUCAAAUAUUCCAGAAGGCGAGGCUGCAGCUGCCACACAGACAGCCAUGACUAUGCUGCUAGCUCAGCUCCUCCAGGCUCAGCAUACACAAAGGCAGGAACCAGUCGAUGGUGGAGAAGGAGUAGAGAGCACCAACUCUGCUGGAGCUGCAGCACCGCUUCUACCUCCAGAGGUUAAACAGCCUCCUGAGCCCAGUCCUGUCUCACCAGUGUCUGAUGUAAGUGGGGUGUCCAUCCUGCCCCCAGACCAGAGACCACCAGAGCCUCCGGAGCCACCUCCACAUGCUGACCUUGACUACCGGCAGCCACCACCUGAGCCCAAGACAGGCCAUGCCCCCCCUAUUGCAUCUGCAGGUGCAGGUGACGGAGGGAGACCCCCAGAGCCAGACUAUCCACCUCUGCCCACUGCAGAAGGUUCUGGAUACGGUGGCGAAUACAGCCAUCCACCUCCUCCACCUUUUACACCUGCAGGGUUUGGGGAAAGCUACAUGGGUCAUAUGUUGGGUGGGGGCUUGCCACCUCACACUCUGAGAGAAGUGUUUAGUGGGCCUGGACAGGCUGCCAGCUCCUCUACUGCUCCUGGGGCUCUUGCUCCAGCCCACCCCGACCCAUUCCCUCCAAGUGCCGGAGCUUCUGGACCCAGCAGUAUGGUUUUCACUGGGGACAAGGACCACCGUUUUGAGUACAAUCACAGCCCUUUACCUGUGGAGGGACAGUCUAACCCCAGUGCUAUCCACCUUUACAACCAUGCCAUGGCAAGAAAGGAUGGUGUACCUCCUCCACCACCCAUCCCAGCACCAGGACAACCCUGGGGCUCCCCCUCUCAAGUCGGGGCUCCACCACUACCCCUUGGCUUUGUCCCACAUGUGAACUCGACGGCAACAAUCAGAGGCCGAGGGCUGCCUUUCUGAAAGACUGGAAAUAUGUAAAGUGACUAUGGGUGAAAGGGUUGACCCUGAAGCCUCUUAGACCAGAUUAGAUGGAUCUGGAGAUGCACAUUAAGUUUUUAAUAACUUAAAUCUGUAUAAGGCGUUGUAUUCCUCCUCAGUCUGGAAUGUGGAAUACGCUGCAGAAGGACAGUUAACAUCGGAGGAGCUUUUAUUGCUCAUACCAUUUUCAUAUUUUUUUUGUAAUCUAUUCUGCUGUCUUUUAAAUUAAACUCUGAUCUUUUUGAGUGUACAUUUAUCAGGCUGGGUAAAUUUUAAAACUCUACCUUAGCCUUUCUGUAAUUGCUUCAGAGCAGACUAGUAUUAAUGUUUUGCACUACUGAGUGAAGUAGGCGGAAACUAUUUUUGGUUAUGAAAGGAAAUGGAUGAUGUGCUCCAUCUGCACAAUUAGGAAUAUAACCCAUAAGUAAUGUUGUCCUCCUUUUUCUAUUGUCAAGAUUAUCUUCAAACAGUGGUGGCCCAUUUGGGUCAGAUUAGUCAUGAGCACAACAAGCUAAUUGAGAGAAUAAGGAGUAGUAACCUCUCAGACGAAUGCACCAAAUCUGAUCCAGCUUCAUGGAGAAAGGCUGUUUGAAUUCCACAUGCCUUUUUUUGCCAGUAGGUGUUGUAAAAUCACAAGCAAAACAGAGAAGCAUAAUCGGAGUUUGAAAAGAAAACAAUGUCUUCUUUUUUUUCCUGUUUUUUUUUUUUUUCUUUUCUUUUGUACUAAAAUGAUUUGUCAACCACCCUCCUCCUCCACCUUUGGCAAAUGUUUAUUAAAGAAAUGCCGACGGUA